AUGGAGGAGAAGAAGAAGCCCAACGCCGCGCUGCAACACACGGCGUUCGUCUCUGGUCAGAGGCACUCGCAAGGCGACGCCCAUGUGACGUGGGACGAGGAAACGAUCGCACUGCAUGACAUGGACCGCGGCACGCGCAUGAAGAUCGAGGAGCCCAACACGCCGUAUCAUUACUAUGCAGAGAGUGACCAAGUGGGCGCCGUGUCGCCUGCUCGGAGUUUCUCCGGUCAGCCCUCUAUGCAGUGGGACGAGCUGCAAGCGAAACUACGAGACGUCGAGAACACAACAUCACAAGAGUGGGCGGAGAGUGACGAAGAGAGGUCGAGCUUGACGUCGGAGGGACUGAGCUUUGGGGCGCGAGACUCGGAAGGCAAGAAGAUCCACAAAGACCCGUCGUUUGCAGACAAGCGCAAGAACCAUUACAAUGAGUUUGAGCGAGUCCGGAACUGGAAGAUGCAACAUGCACUGAACGGCGACGAUGAAGACGGUGAGGAGGAGGAGGAGAAACGAGCAGCUUAG
Messenger RNA from Hyaloperonospora brassicae, 519 nucleotides. NCBI's taxonomy places the organism in Eukaryota, Oomycota, Peronosporomycetes, Peronosporales, Peronosporaceae. The record is from the annotation of a GenBank genome assembly.